Messenger RNA from Prunus persica (peach), 1378 nucleotides. RefSeq names its product putative disease resistance RPP13-like protein 1. The record is from RefSeq and is a predicted model, not a curated record. The coding region runs from base 233 to 1108 and encodes 291 amino acids. The transcript is spliced from 3 exons. NCBI's taxonomy places the organism in Eukaryota, Viridiplantae, Streptophyta, Magnoliopsida, Rosales, Rosaceae.
UACCAUAGACCCAAAUUUAAUUUUACAAUUGAAAUGUCUUAGGACAUUAACUUUGAGUGGUAAUUCCAUCAAAGAACUCCCAGAGGAGAUUGGUGAAUUGAUACAUUUGAGGCAUGUUGAUUUAUCUUGCAAUAAUCAUUUGGAGAAAUUGCCGAACACUAUUUGUGGUUUGUACAAUUUGUCUACCUUGCGCCUUUGUUUUUGCCCUCAACUUAAAAAACUGCCUGAAAACAUGGGAAACUUGUUUAACUUAAAUCAUCUUGAGGUUUUCAUGUGUCUAACUCUGGCCUUGCCCAAAGGGAUAAGGAGAUUAACAAGUUUACAAACACUAGAUGUGUGUCGGUGUGAUGGCAACAACGAUGAAGCAUUCCAAAUUGGGGAUCUGAGAAAGUUGAACCUUGAGGAAAGUCUCACAAUACAACUUGUGGCAGAUGCGACAGAUAAGAGCGAGAUUGAGAAAGCACAAUUGUGGGACAAAAAGCUAUUUGAUCUCACCUUUGAAUUUAAAGGGCACACUCACAGUAGUAGUAGUGUAGAAAUACUGAAUGCCUUACGACCGCACCCAGAUUUGGAAUCUUUACAGAUUUGGUGUCAUAACGGCACCACCUGGCCCAAUUGGAUUCAGUCUUUACACAAUUUGAGAUUCCUUACCGUUGGUGAGGGGACACAGUGUGAACUUUGGCCUCUUGGGAGAUUGGAGUGCCUUGAAAGACUGACCCUGUCGUGUAUGAAUGGAGUGAGAAAGGUCGGUAUUGAAUUUUUGGGAUUAGAAGAUCAAACCUCAUUCAGAAUCAGAGCACCCCAGAUAUUAUUCCCAAAAUUGAAACAACUCAGCUUUUUCUAUAUGGAAGAGUGGGAAGAGUGGGAAGGAGUGGAAGAGUGGACGAAAGAGGAUUCUGAAAUUACAAUCAUGCCAUGCCUUUCUGAGUUAACAAUUGAAGUGUGCAAUUCGCUAAAAGCACUGCCAGACUUCCUCUUCAAAACACCACUGCAGAGUCUUCACAUCUUAUACUCUCGGACACUUGCAGAGCAUUACCAAGAAGGCAAUGGAGAGUGGGCCAAGAUGUCUGCUAGGAUCCCAAACAUCCGCAUUUCCUCCAGAUUAUGAAAACAUCUGUCUCGGCGGCAUAUAUAAUCUUGAGAUGGUGAAUCGCUAGAGACUCUAUGGAAGCGAACUGAGUGAUUAUUUUCACCACUGCCUUGACAAAGACAUGGUGAAUUUGGAAGGUCAACUGAGCUUGAUGAUUGCCCUCAUUUUUUUGUUUUGUAAACAGAAACUUUGUGAAUUUGGUGUGUUGAUCAUUUGCAAAACUUCCCUUGUGUCAUUAAUUCGUAAAAUGUACUCUGAGGAACUGGUGAAUUUGGGUUUUAUUGUGUA